Molecule: messenger RNA, 1241 nt
Organism: Trichobilharzia regenti
Lineage: Eukaryota; Metazoa; Platyhelminthes; Trematoda; Strigeidida; Schistosomatidae
Source: the annotation of a GenBank genome assembly
AAAAUAUGAAGUAUAGAAGUACCACAGCACGAAGAUCUGUGCUAAUGGCGCUUUGAAGAUACGGUAUACAUAACUUAGCUAUAUAGAUAUACCGAUUUCCAAACAAACAUUCCUUUACCAAGUAUAAGCCUUCUACCGUUUCAAAUGGUAACGCUGCCUUCAGACAAUGAAGAGGAAGGAGGAGUCAGGAGCUUCUUGUGGGACUUUGAGAUCGUCGCCGAGUCUGUGUGCGUCAAGGAUAUGGCAGCGAAGACAGUCGUGCUGGGGACGAUGCUGUGAGGUCGAACAAAGGUGGCCUACGACAGAGUGGAGCGGUCAGGUAGGACGGAGACCUGGAAGCUGGUGACUAAAUGAUUAUUGGCAGCCCAACGGACAGGCAGCUGGCAAUGCAGGAGUUCCAUGUCGCGAAGCUGGAACCGGCCGGAGACCCGCUAGUGUUGGUAUUGAAGUUGACAAUUUACUAUGUCGUGUACUCUCCACAUUGGAUGGAGGGUCGGAGUCGCAGUUAUUGGCGUCCCGGUUCAUCAAGUGUCCCAGAACACAUUUCUCGCCAACUACAACUGGUUAACGCUGCACAAUACAUGGAAAUCGGUGGGCUAGAGAAGGUGACCAGGAAGUUGCUGAGCACAACGCUAGAAGCAACAGAGAAACCAAAAUUGAAUGAAGAGGAACAGAAAGUGGAAGAUUUGCAACGUGAAGCAGCAGCACUACGAAUGAGUGCCCGGAAAGACUUGUGUUUUGAAUGUGGCAAAACAGGGCCCUGGAGGAUGCGAUGCCCAGAAAGAAGGAGAAGAAAAGAUUUCAUACAGUAUAAUGCGUGUUCUUUCUCUUCUGUCAGACUACAAGUAGUGGGGGCUAGUUAGAGGGGGGCAAUGUAUUCUAAAUUCCAACUAAUUAGCCGAGAAGUCGUAUUUCUGAUAGAUAUAGCUAUGUCAUAGCGUCAGACCAGGAUCAUCAACAGUUCAGACGACAGGUGGACAGGCGCCACGCAUCGCCAUCACGUUCAACUGUAGGGUUUUUAUAAGCGGUGGCGAAGUUAUUUUCCCGUUCAUUUUUGUAUCCAGGUUAAGGCGACCAAUAGUUGGCGCCGAUUUUCUGCGAGAUAUUGGUGUGGUAAUUAACACGAAAGAGAGGGUAGUGAUAAUGAAGUACAGACCUAUCGGUAUUUAUGAGACAAGCGAGAGAGCAGGCAUUACGGCGUCGAAAACACAGAAUAUGACUGCGUUAGUUAAAGGAUCUGU